AUGAUGAAGAGUACAUCGGAUGAUUAUACUAGAUCUAGCGAAAAACGAGCUAGGAGCAGCAGCAGUACCCAUGUCCCAGUGCAUUUUGCUGUCCAUAAGCCGGGAUGUCACUUCGAGAGCUGUUGUGGGGUUUGCAACUUAUUUCCUGGAGUCAUCCUUAUUGCAUUUAGUCAAGUGCUGGUUGGUUCUCUCCUGUUGACUGUACUGUUGUCAUACAGCAAACAGUACGAUGCGAUUCAUCAGACUCAGAAGUCGCAAUGUAAUUAUGAUAUAGACUUCACUUAA
Messenger RNA from Danaus chrysippus (African queen), 285 nucleotides. The record is from the annotation of a GenBank genome assembly. Lineage: Eukaryota; Metazoa; Arthropoda; Insecta; Lepidoptera; Nymphalidae.